Molecule: messenger RNA, 5907 nt
Organism: Notodromas monacha
Lineage: Eukaryota; Metazoa; Arthropoda; Ostracoda; Podocopida; Cyprididae
Source: the annotation of a GenBank genome assembly
AUGGAAUUCCCUUUUCCAUUUGAACCCUAUUCCAUCCAGAAAGAUUUCAUGGCUAAUCUAUAUGAAUGCUGCGAAAAAUCCAAGCUCGGCAUUUUUGAAAGUCCUACUGGAACCGGAAAAUCACUCAGCUUGAUAUGUGGAUCAUUGAAGUGGUUGAAGGAUUUUGAAGAGAAGCGUCGCGUGGAUCUGAAGACGUCUAUUUCUACUCUUGAAGCUGAGCACGCGAAAGCCAUUAGGUCGGAUGACGAAGAUUGGCUUACGAGUGGUUACCGAGCGUCUCAAAUCCAAGCAGCUCUUGUAGAAGCGAAGAAGUCUCUUCAGUCUGCGGAAGAACUGGACCGCCGUGUGCAAAAUCUGAGUGUGCUGAAAAUACGAAAGGAUUACAACGCUUUGAAGACUGCUCUUCUGAAGAACGUGACUUUGUCUGAAAGUGGUAGUAAUCCUCUGAAUGAUGAAUCAGAAGCCGAAGAUUCGCUUGAACCGCUUCAAGAAGAUAUCGAAGAAGAAGAAACUUGGUUCACGCCCACGCAGGUUGUUUUUGCUUCCAGAACCCACUCACAACUUUCCCAAUUCCUCGGUGAAAUUCGGAAGAGUCCUUAUUCUGAAACGCGUGCCAUCACUUUGGCAUCCCGCGCCAAUUUGUGUAUCAACCAAUCAGUCUUGAAACUUGGAAACCCCUCAUUCAUCAAUGAGCGGUGUCUCGAAAUGAAGCAGUCGUCGUCGAAAGUAACGAAGAAAUCCGAUGAUGGAAAUGUGGCGAAGAAACAGCGAAAAGGAAAGUCGGAGAAUUUGUGUUCGUGUCCAUUUCUUCGCGCGGAUGCGGUUCAAGCAUUAGCCGAUGUCUCCUUGACCAAAGUGAUGGAUGUCGAAGAUUUGAAGAAAUCUGGGGAAGAUUUGAAAGCUUGUCCGUAUUAUGCGUCCAGGAAAGCCGUUGAACUCGCAGAGCUUGUUGCUCUUCCCUACAAUAUCCUUCUACAUUCCAAAACCAGGAAAACGUGUGGUAUCAAGCUGAAGGGGUCUGUUGUGAUCAUCGAUGAAGCUCAUAAUCUCGCCGACACCGUCGCCAGUAUUCAUAACGCGAAAAUAACUGGUGAACAACUGUGUCUUGCGUAUUCUCAAGUUAAUCAAUACCAUGACAAAUUUAGAACGCGAUUCUCUCCUCGGAACAAGGUUCGGAUUACGCAAGUUAUCUUCGUGUUGUCGAAGCUUUUGAAAAUCUUGGGAGGAAAACCAGGCAAGUGCUCUCCGGAAGACUCGACUGGAUUGAAAGAAGAGGAAGCCGAAAUUAUUUCUUCUCCAAACUUCGUCUUCAAAUCCAAUUUGGAUGCCUUGAAUCUAUUCGAGCUUGUAGAAUUUUGUGGAGCCAUUCGUCUUCCGCAGAAGCUUUACGGUUACCGCGAAAAAAACGAUGAGAAACCUUCCGAGAAGCCGCCUGUUGCUACGCCGGAAUCGAAGCUGAAGGCCUUUCUGACCACUUACGCUAAGCCGAAAGAAAAGAAAUCCUCGGUCCCAGAAAAUGAAGUCAAGGAGCCAGAAGCUCCGCAGAAGCCUCAUGUCAGGAACUCGCCGUUGUUGCAAAUCCUGGAAUUUGUCGAAGCUCUAACGAAUCGAGACGUUGGAGGAAAGAUAGUGAUAAAAAAAACGACUUCCUUUGGGACAUGCAGUCUUCAGUACAUGUUGUUGGACACCAGUGAGCAUUUCAAAUCCAUAGUGGAUUCUGCUAGAGCCAUUAUUGUUGCCGGUGGCACCAUGAAGCCUGGUGAAGAGUUUCGGCACGAGCUAUUCGCCAACCAGCCUGAAACGAGGCUCAUGGAAUUUUCCUGCGGUCACGUGGUUCCUGCAAGUAACAUUUGUUGUCUGGGACUGGCGAAAGGCUGCUCUGGGAAAAAUCUUGAAUUCGUGUUUGAGAAACGAGCUGAAUGUAUCAAAGAGUUGGGAGCUACUUUGUGCGCCGUAACUAAUUUGUUUUCUGGAGGAUUCGUCGUAUUUUUUCCGUCCUAUGGAUUCGAGGCCGAAGUAGUGAAGAUUUUCAGUGAGACUGGGGUUCUAGAAAAGCUGCGGUCGAGGAAAGCAGUGUUCAGAGAGCCUAAAAAUUCCUCGGACGUUGACAAGGUGCUUUCUGCAUAUGCCAAAUCCAUAGAAACUACGGGAGGAGCGAUGCUUUUUGCAGUUAUCGGCGGAAAAAUGAGCGAGGGGAUAAAUUUUGGCGAUGAUCUCGGUCGUUGCGUCGCCGUAGUCGGUCUCCCUUACCCCAACUCGAAAUCCCCGGAACUGCAGGAAAAGCUGAAGCAUUUGGACGAAAAACGUGGACCUGGGUCGGGUAAAAAGCAUUACGAGAAUUUAUGCUUGAAGGCUUUGAAUCAGUCUAUUGGUCGUGCGAUCAGACACAAAGCUGAUUAUGCAGCAAUUUUGUUGUUGGAUACGAGAUACGGUAGGCCGGAUAUUCAGCGUGGACUUCCGGCCUGGAUACGGGGAUCGUUUUCGAUGCAUUCUGAAUUCAGGACUGGAUUCAGUUCGCUGAGGGAUUUCUUUCGGGCGAAGAAGGAUCAAUUAGUCGGAAGAACGACUGUUUUGAGUUCUAGACCGUUUUCUAGUGUCAGUGUAGGAGACGACGAAAGAAAACGAAGUGUUUCAUGUCAGGAAGCCAGAAGGUUUAUGAUUGAUUGUAUGAUCAGCGUUGGAACUGAUGCAACGGCUGCUGCUUCACUUGCGAACACCCUGGUGGCAGCUGAUGAACGAGGGCAUUUUAGCCAUGGGCUGAAUCGACUUGAGAUGUACGUGAAUGAUAUCAAAGCGAACACCUGUGAUGGAUCUGCGAUACCAGUGAUUCUCAAGGAGUCGCCUGCUACAGCGUGGGUUGAUGGAAAUAAUGCCUUGGGUCCGGUUGUCGGAAAUUUUUGUAUGCAGUUGGCGAUUAAUAAGGCGAAACAAGUUGGAGUCGGUUGGGUGACAGCAAAAGGCUCAAAUCAUUAUGGCAUCGCUGGAUGGUAUUCUGAACAAGCUGUUGCUGAGGGUUUGGUCGGCAUAUCUAUGACCAACACAUCACCUUUAGUUGCUCCAACUAGAGGGAAAAAGCCAGCUUUGGGAACCAAUCCUUUGGCGGUUGCUGCACCUGGUGGAUUCAACUUGGACAUGGCCACAUCUGCAGUAGCUGUAGGAAAAUUGGAAAUUGCGCAUGUGAAAGAAGCUAAGAUUCCUCCGGGUUGGGCACUGGAUGCACAAGGAAAUACUGCGACAGAUCCUGCGAAAGCCUUACCAGCGGCACGUGGUGUUCUACUACCAUUGGGCGGUGAUGAGUUGCAUUCAGGGUACAAGGGUUACGGGCUUGGAUUGAUGGUGGAUCUCUUCUGUGGAAUACUGGGAGGAUCAGCGUAUGGGCCGAAUAUCCGAAUGUGGCUUUCUGCAGACUCGAGACCUGCAAAUCUGGGCCAGUGUUUCGCAGCCAUUGAUCCCUCGUGUUUCAGUAGUGAUUACGAAUCUAGUAUGAAAGACCUUGCCAAAACUCUGCGAAGUUUUGAACCUGUGGACCCGGAAAAAUCUGUGCUUAUUGCCGGGGAUCCAGAGCGUUCCUGGAUCACCGCAACGGAGAAACGCGGUGGUAUCCUGUAUCAUCAAAAUCAGUUGUCAAGGGCUAACAGUGCUAUGGAGUUAAUGGAAGAUUUGUCAGAUGAAGAACUGAAGCAGUUUUUGCAUGCAAACUUAAAUAAAUUAAGUGGUUUAUCUGCACCCAAAUAUGAAGACUUCUGUGACAAAUGGACCAUCAGUCAGUUUGGGGAGGGAAUGAAGUUUGCAGACAAAAUCAUUCUCUCCAGUUUGCGUGGAAAUAACUUCUGGAACAACUCAACAAAGAUUCAAAAUAUCCUGGAUAAUGUUUUCCAAGAAACAUCAGUUGAUUGGAAGCAAGUUCUUGAAAGAAAUUCUGCGUUGCAAUCUACAAACCGACUUCUGUUCCAUAACUGGGAAGUCAAUCUCGUGGUCAUGGCGAACAGCGAUACGUGGUCGGAUAUGCAGGAAUUCAUCAUGCGGAAGAACAGUUUGAUGGAGCGCAUGCAAAAGCGGAAACGCGAGCGCGAGGGUCUGCUGAAGGACGUUGUUACGUCGUCGUCCUGCGAUAACACAGGGUCGUCAUCUGGCGAACCGCCGGCGAAAUUUCCCGAUUUGAAGCCCGAUCUCAUGAAUUGUCCUGCGCUGAAAGACCCUGCCGUGGAAUUCGAACUUUUGUCCAAGUUAUGCGACGCAAGUGUUUCAUUGCCCAUCGAUGCAUCUUCGCUUAUUCAGCACAUUUCCGGCGUGCUAAGUAGGCAAAUCGCGCUUCCAGUAGUCACAAAUUUGCUGAAAAAAUUUGCUGUCCAAGAAUUGAUAACGGUCAGCGAAGUGCAGAAAAGCAAGCAAAUCGAGUUCCAGGUGACAGCAGUGGAAUACGAUAAACUGUGGAUGUUCGCGAAUGAAAUUCGUGCCGAAGUUGGUGAGGUGCAGUCGGGGCAAAGCGGUUUUACUAUCCAAAAUGCUUCCACGACUUCUGUGAAGAAAGAAGCCAAAACUGUUCUUAAAGAUUGUGAAAGUUCUGCCGAAGAAGUGAAACCCUCUGCUCCGAGUAAAGUGGAAGAAUCUACUGUUGGCUCAUCUGCUCCUGACGAUAUCAUGAGAUUAUUGUCUAUGAGAACGACGAAAGAACGAGAAACUAAAAAGCUUGGCGAAGAAAUUCUUGAGCUGCUUAGCAAACCGACUGCCAAAGAAAGAUCAACUGUUGAGCGUUUCAGAUCACAGGGAGGAACUCAAGUACAAGAAUUCUGUUCUUAUGGAACACGUGAUGAAUGUGUGAGAGCCCGGUUAAAGCUGUCUUCGUCAUCUUCUUUGUGUCGGAAGCUGCACUUCCGAAAAAUUAUUCAGAAACAUACGGAUGAAGCAUUGGGGGAUUGUUCUUUUCUGAACACCUGUUUUCACAUGGAUUCUUGCAAGUAUGUUCACUAUCAAGUUGAUUACGAAGGGGCAGCUGUGAGACGAGAUGAAAAAGAAGAGGUUCUCUCCUUGGAAUUGGCAGACUCAACAUCGGCAGCAGAUAUUCGGAAUAAAGCGAACGAAGUGAUGAUGCGACCCAGUGAAUCAACGGUGUUGUUACCGCCACAAUGGAUUCAGAGUGAUCUUAGAUUCUUUGAUAUGAGUAUCUUGGGAAAGUUUUCUGUGGUCAUGGCUGAUCCUCCGUGGGAUAUUCACAUGGAGCUUCCGUACGGAACUAUGUCUGACGACGAAAUGCGGCAGUUGAAUGUACCUUGUCUGCAAGAUGAUGGGCUCAUUUUCUUGUGGGUCACCGGCAGAGCCAUGGAGCUGGGAAGAGAAUGUUUAUCCCUGUGGGGAUAUGAGCGAGUGGAUGAACUCAUUUGGGUGAAGACAAAUCAGUUGCAGAGAAUCAUUCGCACGGGCAGAACUGGACAUUGGCUGAACCAUGGAAAAGAACAUUGCUUGGUUGGGAUGAAAGGGAAUCCUGAUAAACUUAAUCGUGGUCUUGACUGCGACGUCAUCGUAGCUGAAGUGCGAGCCACUUCGCAUAAACCGGACGAAAUUUAUGGGAUCAUCGAACGUUUGUCUCCUGGAACCAGGAAAAUAGAGCUUUUCGGGAGGCAACAUAAUGCUCAGCCAAACUGGAUAACGUUGGGAAAUCAGCUGGACGGAAUACGUUUGGUCGACCCAGAGUUGGAGGAACGAUUCAAGGUUCGUUAUCCCGAGGGGAAUGCAAUGACACCACCGAAACAGAAAAAGAAGAGCUGUUCUGCCCGCGGAGUGCCCUUACCUGCUGAACACCAACUCACGCCAUGCGUUCAGCGGCGUUCCGCAUCACACGCCGCCAUUCCGUCGCAGAGCGUUGCUCGCGGCGGACAUGCAGUAAUUUUCUGCGACGAUGACCAGUGA